GCCAAAUCGAACCCUAGUCGAAAUUUUUAUACAUAGCUCCGUACACCUCGGCGGAGCAGUUCAGUGCGCGUACAAGUCUCGUGGGUAGCGGAUGCCAGCAAAGAUUUCGCAAAACUCGUUCGUUGCGACGCAGGCUUAGCAGAUUUUUGAAUUUCACACCGAAGCGAUCGAAGCUCAAUACUCGUGUUUGUGGAAGCAAGAGGCCACUGUAGAGUUUAAAAAUGGCAGCCGUCAACGCAACGCAGGUGGACUAUUGGAACUUUCUGUUCACAGAUCUGGCGGAUCCCCGCACCAAUGACUGGUUCCUCAUCAAGUCGCCGCUGCCCCUGCUGGGCAUCCUCGGAUUCUACCUCUUCUUCGUGCUGUCCUGGGGACCCCGGUUCAUGAAGGACCGCAAGCCCUUCAAGCUGGAACGCACCCUGCUCGUCUACAACUUCUUCCAGGUGGCCCUCAGCGUGUGGAUGGUCUACGAGGGCGUGAUCAUCUGGCAGUACUACAGCUGGAGGUGCCAGCCGGUGGACUGGUCCCGCACGCCCAAGGCCUACCGCGAGGCCCGCGUCGUCUACGUCUACUACCUGGCCAAGAUAACCGAGCUGCUGGACACCAUCUUCUUCGUGCUGCGCAAGAACGACCGCCAGGUGACCUUCCUGCACGUGUACCACCACACCGUCAUGCCCAUGAUCAGCUGGGGCACCAGCAAGUACUACCCCGGCGGACACGGCACCUUCAUCGGCUGGAUCAACUCCUUCGUGCACAUCAUCAUGUACUCCUACUACUUCCUCUCCGCCUUCGGACCCCACAUGCAGAAGUACCUGUGGUGGAAGAAGCACAUCACCAACCUGCAGAUGAUCCAGUUCUGCUGCGCCUUCAUCCACCAGACCCAGCUGCUGUACACGGACUGUGGCUACCCCAGGUGGUCGGUGUGCUUCACCCUGCCCAACGCCGUCUUCUUCUACUUCCUGUUCAACGACUUCUACCAGAAGUCCUACAAGAAGAAGCAGGCGGCCGCCAAGGCGAAGGCUCUGACGGCGGACAACAACAACGAUGGCUGUGCCAAGGACCUGAACAAGGCCGUGGAGCUGCAGCAGGAGAAGCAGAAGGCCUUGUAGAGGGGGUCUGCAGAGUCAGCGCCCACACACCCACCCAACCUCACCCACCACCCGCCCGCACCACCCACAAUCCCCUUCAAUACUCGUACAAAAGCGGGGCAAACACCCGCUGAGAGCCACCCAUGUUCUAUGUGCAACCUUGUUGACUAAUUUCUUAAGUAAUCCGCCGCCAAAAAGACGUUAGCACGCAAAGUAAGAAAAUAAGAAACGAGACGAAUAUACAGUCGAGUAGAGCAAAUGAGGUUUUCGAGACACAGAUACACAUAUUAUGUAAAUGUUAAUGUAAACGUAAAUGUAAAUGUUCAAACAGUCGAAAUUGCUUUUUGCAGCCAUCGUCAUCAUCGCUCGCUCCGUUUGAAGUUCGCAUCUGGCGGACCAAAUGAAAGAAGUCGAAUGUCUUUCGGCCAAAACUGAACUAAGUUAAGUAAACAGGCAGAAGAAGCGUUAGUUGUGUAAAUAAGUGUAGGUACGCAUGCGAAUGUGUUUUCUUUAGAUUUUAUAUACGUGUGGUAUGUAAAGUAGGCAUAAAACAAGUGAAAAACUAGCAAAUAACAAACCCAUAAAAUAAACACAACCCAUUUUACAAAUAAAUCUAGAAUUUUUCUACAAAAAUAUCGAGAAAACAA
Drosophila biarmipes is the source of this 1735-nucleotide messenger RNA. It is a transcript of the gene sit, whose product is annotated as elongation of very long chain fatty acids protein AAEL008004. Gene Ontology annotation, cellular component: endoplasmic reticulum membrane. The record is from RefSeq and is a predicted model, not a curated record. Lineage: Eukaryota; Metazoa; Arthropoda; Insecta; Diptera; Drosophilidae. Gene Ontology annotation, biological process: fatty acid elongation, saturated fatty acid; sphingolipid biosynthetic process; fatty acid elongation, monounsaturated fatty acid. The transcript has 4 exons. Gene Ontology annotation, molecular function: fatty acid elongase activity. The coding region runs from base 222 to 1109 and encodes 295 amino acids.